UAAGUCAGUUGGGGAAAAGAAAGUGCGCGAGUUCGCCGAGUCUUGAAGGAUCAUCGUGCAUGCAUAUUUGUAGCUACCAAACACACACACUAUCUCUCUCUUGCAUGGAUUUGUUUAAAAUUUCUUUACCAAAACACAGAGCUCAACCACCGCUGGUCACCGGGACAAAACGCCGUCAUCGAUUUUAUCGUCGUCUCUAGCUUUGGUUGUUGCCGAUUUAUGCAUCGAAGCCUUACAGUGGAGGUAGACUGAGAUAAUCAAACGUGGCUUGUCGCAGCGUUUGUGGAGUUGAAAGCGGUUUUGUUUUGCUAUUUUGAUUUGUAAACAGGUUUUAAGAGAAUUGAGUCUUGAUAAUUUAUAAUGGCGUCCUCGAAGACUUGCAUGAAUGUACUGUGCGGAACGCCAACCUCCACCGAGUGGAGGAAAGGUUGGGCUCUUCAAUGUGGCGGAUCCGCUGUUCUUUGCGAUAAGUGCGGUUCUGCAUACGAGCAAUCAAUCUUCUGUGAUGUGUUCCACACGAAGGACUCUGGUUGGAGGGAGUGCAAUAAAUGUGGCAAGCGUCUCCAUUGUGGAUGUAUUGCCUCCCGGUGUCUCCAUGAGCUGCUUGACAGAGGUGGUGUAAUCUGCGUAAGCUGUGCAAAGUGUUCAGGAGUUAAUUCUAUGACGAGAGAUGGAAAACCCAAUGGCUCUUGCAUGCAAGUGCUUGAUAUAGUUGGUGAAAGGCCAUCCACAUCAGCAGACUGCCAAAUUGACCAUGAAAGGAAGCAUAUGCAGUUUGACAAUAAUACUGAAAAUAUUGGGCUGGGACAUCUACUACAGUUUCAGAAUGAUGACACAAAAGGGUCUUUCGGACCAUUUAAAAGGGAGGGAAUUCUACAUCAUCCGGGAGAAAUUGGAAAUGCACAUUCCCCAAAGCUUAAUGAAGUGUCAAAUGGUUCAUAUCAAGCAGCUAAACCAGCCAUUCAUGCUUUGGCACAAACAAACUUGAGCGUUACUCUUGGUUCUCCCUUAGGACACCCCAAUCCGUCUUCUGAUGGUGUUCUUGAUGAAAGGGGACCCAGGUCUCGACAUCUUUUGCCCAAACCUCCCAAAUCCACCCUCGCCCAAGGUUUGGAGGGGAGCAUGGGCAUUGCCCAGAUACGUGUUGCUAGGCCACCUGCUGAAGGAAGGGGACGUAAUCAGUUGCUUCCUCGUUAUUGGCCGCGGAUUACAGACCAGGAAUUGCAGCAAAUAUCUGGAGAUACAAAUUCCAAUGUUGUGCCAUUAUUUGAAAAGGUUCUUAGUGCUAGUGAUGCUGGUCGCAUAGGCCGUUUGGUGCUUCCCAAAGCAUGUGCUGAAGCAUAUUUUCCUCCAAUAUCUCAACCAGAAGGCCUUCCUCUAAGGAUUCAAGAUGUUAAGGGGAAAGAAUGGAUGUUUCAAUUCAGAUUUUGGCCUAAUAAUAACAGUAGGAUGUACGUUUUAGAGGGUGUAACCCCUUGCAUACAGUCCAUGCAGUUGCAAGCUGGAGAUACUGUAACAUUUAGCCGUAUGGAUCCAGAAGGCAAACUUGUUAUGGGGUUCCGAAAAGCAUCAAAUUCGAACUCGGUGCAGGAAAUCCAACCAUCUGCCGUUUCUAAUGGUGUUCAUUCAAGUGAAAGUUUCUUUUUGGGUGCUUUUGAGAACCUGCCUAUAAUAAAUGGUUACUCUGGCCUUCUUCAGUCAUUGAAGGGAAGCACCGAUCCCCACCUAAAUGCAUUGUCCAAACAUUUCAAUCCAAACAGUGCUGAUAUCAGCUGGCUUAAAUCUGAGAAGCAUGAUGACCAGGCAAGGGAGGGCUUACUGUUGCAAUCACUGCAGGUUCCAGAGAAAAAGAGAGUUCGAAAUAUUGGGGGCAAAAGUAAGAGGUCGCUAAUUGAUAACCUAGAUGCUUUGGAUCUGAGACUUACUUGGGAAGAGGCACAGGAUUUCCUCUGCCCACCUCUGAGUGUCAAGCCAAGCAUUGUCACAGUUGAGGAUCAUGAUUUUGAAGAAUAUGAAGAACCUCCAGUUUUUGGAAAGAGGAGUAUAUUUGUUGUCCGGCAAACAGGGGGACAAGAGCAAUGGGCUCAGUGUGAUAGUUGCUCUAAGUGGCGAAGAUUACCAGUUCACCUCCUUCUUCCACCUAAGUGGGCAUGUGGGGAAUAUUCUUUGGAUCAAAGCAGAUAUUCAUGUUCUGCACCAGAAGAAUUGACUCCAAGGGAAUUGGAAAAUCUUCUCAGGUCCCAUUAUGAUUUCAAGAAAUGCAAAACAGUUACAAGCUAUAGGCCUACCCAGGAGCAUGAAUCUUCUGGCUUGGAUGCCUUGGCCAAUGCUGCAAUUCUUGGAGGUAAUGAGGGCGACCCAGGCACGACCACAGUUGCAACCACAACCAGACACCCUAGGCAUCGGCCUGGCUGUUCAUGUAUAGUGUGCAUCCAGCCCCCAAGCGGGAAGGGCAAGCACAAACCUACAUGCACAUGCAAUGUCUGCAUGACUGUUAAACGCCGUUUUAAAACCCUAAUGAUGCGGAAGAAGAAGCGUCAAUCAGAGCGUGAAGCAGAGAUUGCUCAGAGGAAUCAGCAAAUUUGGGGCUCCAAAGAUGAAACAGAAGUAGACAGCUUGUCUAAGCAUGGAUCCCUGCACCUGGAUCCGUCAGAGAACGAAACCAAGUCAACGAAUGAGCUAGAGUCCAAAUGCCAAAACGAAAAUUCCUUGCACAAAUUGGCUGAAACUGGCCAGGUGAACUUAGACUUAAAUUGCCAUCCUGACCGUGGGGAUGAACUAAGAGUUGGGUUACCCCGAGUGAGCAUGAUGAGUCUUCUUCAAGUAGCAAACCUGCCACUGGAGAUCUAUCUUAAGGAAAAUGGUCUUACAAGCUUGAUGUCCGAGCAAGAAAUGGGUUCAGUCUCUCCUGCACCACAACAAGCAACUGGAGAUAGCGAGGGACAACCUCUAGACGAUAGCCAUCUACCUUCAGCCAAUGAGCCGGAGAGCAGUGAGGAUGAAGAGGCUGAGGAACUCACGGAAAAUGAUAUUAGCCCAAAUGAUCCCCAAUGAAAUGCCAGUUCAUCCCCCCUCCUCAAAUCCUUGUUCUGCUAUUCUUAUGUAAUCACCAAUUUGUGGUUUCUGGUCCUGUCAGCUUGGUAAUUUCUGGCCAGUGGGGAUGUUCCCAUCUUAUAUUGAUAUGUAUCAUAGAUAAGACUAAAGAGGUUUCUUUAUUGAAAGGGUGAAUAUGCAUGGUUUUGAGAGUUGAGAUGCUAAACACCAGUACCAAGUUGUGUACAGGAUAGUAUAAAAGAAGUGUGUAUUGACGUGUUGAAUAACU
Messenger RNA from Tripterygium wilfordii, 3322 nucleotides. Its product is annotated as B3 domain-containing transcription repressor VAL2-like. Bases 361 to 3054 code for a protein of 897 amino acids. The record is from RefSeq and is a predicted model, not a curated record. Gene Ontology annotation, molecular function: zinc ion binding; DNA binding. NCBI's taxonomy places the organism in Eukaryota, Viridiplantae, Streptophyta, Magnoliopsida, Celastrales, Celastraceae. The transcript has 13 exons.